AAAGGAGCACUGAAAGGUUGUCCUCUCAACUGAAGGCAAGCAAGCAACAAAGUGGCACAGCAUGCAGACUGCAGCCUUGGUGGGUGUAAUCAUCACCACCCUGACUUUAUCACUAGCUCUACCCACCCUGCCUAAGGAAGAUGGAAAGACGGAGAAGGUGAAGCACAAAAUCAUGGACACUGCAGUUUAUGACAACCUGGAUCUUGACAAUUAUGACCUCAGCCUGGACAAUUAUGGAGAGAUCAUUGAUCUUAGUAAUUAUGAAGAGAUCUAUGAUUAUGGGGAUCUGGCAUCAAAGAUUGAGGUUGGCACCUUGGCUCCACCCAUCAAGAGCAUGACAGAGCCUCUGAGCACAACAGCUGUGCUAACACAAACUCCACUGAGGAGCUCACCAGCUUCCACAGAAGAAAGGCCAAAGGGACCAGGUCUGUUUGGGUCCAUAACAGAUCAGGGUCUUCCCACCUGCUUGAUCUGUGUGUGCAUCAGCACCUCAGUGUACUGUGAUGACACUGAUCUAGAACACAUUCCAUCUCUCCCCUUGGAGACCACAUAUUUCUAUGCCCGGUUCAAUCGCAUCAGUAGGAUUGAAGUGACUGACUUCUCUGGACUCGAAAAAGUGAAACGAAUUGACCUGACAAGUAACUUUAUCUCCUCGGUGGAUGAAGACUCUUUCCAGCUGCUGCCCUCUUUACAAGAGCUUGUCCUCCCAGAAAACAGAUUGACUUCCCUGCCUCUGUUACCCAAAUCCCUUGUACAACUGGAUGCUCGGUUUAACAUGAUCCAGAGUGCAAGCAUUAGACCUGAAGCUUUCAAGGAUCUGAAAAAGCUGCAGUUCCUUCAUCUGUCUGAUAACAAAUUGGACUAUAUUCCAGUGCCCCUGCCUGAGGGUCUGAGGUCUUUGCAUCUACAGAAUAACAAUAUCCAGAUCCUACAUGGAGACACAUUCUGUGACAGCAGAGACUACAGCCACAUCCGCAGGGCCCUGGAGGAUAUCCGCUUGGAUGGCAACCCCAUCAACCUAAGCCUCUUUCCCAAUGCUUAUUUCUGUCUGCCUCGCCUGCCCACAGGCCGUUUCUACUGAAGUAAAGCCAGUGCAUGGAGCCUGAGGGCUGGGAGCUGGUCACAAUCCAUGCCAGGGAAAGAGGCAUUGGCAUUCAUUUCCCUGCCAGGCAGAUGUUGAUGCUGUUGAACUGAUAUUUUGAACACUCUCUCUUUCCUUUUCUCAUCUUAGCCUCCUUUAUAUAGGAGCAUGUAGGACUAAGCUGCAUAAACGUCACCUCAGAAAGAAGAACUGACAAACAUGUAAAAGUUAGUGCUAAUUAAAUAUAAUGUCAGAUUGAAGCAUGCACUCUGUG
This is a messenger RNA of Sceloporus undulatus (fence lizard), 1355 nucleotides long. RefSeq names its product opticin (gene OPTC). The transcript is spliced from 7 exons. Lineage: Eukaryota; Metazoa; Chordata; Lepidosauria; Squamata; Phrynosomatidae. Gene Ontology annotation, molecular function: protein binding. The coding region runs from base 62 to 1081 and encodes 339 amino acids. The record is from RefSeq and is a predicted model, not a curated record.